CCAGACAGCAUGAAGGCUGCAGCUGCCUCUCUGCUCCUGCUCGGUGUGUGUGUGCUGCUGCUGUCUGCACCGACUGUUUCUGCAGGUCUGAUCCUGGAGAUCCCUCCAGAUCCUGUGCCAGCAGGAAGUGAUGUCACUAUGCGCUGCAGACAGAGUAAUGGUGACAUCAUCACAGCCCAUUUCUUCUUUAAUGGAAGUCGUGUUGAAAAUAAAACUAAAUCAGAGUUCAUCAUCACAAACGUCCAGCAGUCUGAUGAAGGUCUCUACUCCUGUGCUACUGAUGUGUUUGGAGAAUCUCCUCACAGCUUUCUGAGGGUCAGAGAUCCUUCUCCUCAUCUCCACACCCGCACCUCCUCUAAUCCUGUGAACUCUCCUGCUCUUCUUUCUCCUGUAACAGACUCCUCUGCUCCUCCCUCCUCCUCCUCCAUCCUCAUUCUGGUUGUAGCAGGUCUGGUUUCCGUGGUUCUUCUGGUUUUGGUGGUUUGGGGAGUUCUCUGGAGGAAACAGAAAGCAGCGCUCCACUCCUCCUCUCCUGUACAUGUGAACUGCAGUGAUGUCACCAUCACACAGAGAGACACUAGGAGAGCUAAAAGUCCUGAUGAUCCAGAUGUUAUCUACUCUGAUGUGAGGACUCGCACUUCAGGCCCUGAUGAUGUUCUUUACGGUGAGGUGAUCUUCAGAAGGUAGAGGAAAGCUGGUGAGACAACAGAGUGGUCAGCUGAUCCAGGUGUUGUGCAUUGAUUGAGAGCAGGAAGCUGAGGACACACUCGGUCUGAUGGACGACCUUCAUCCUUCACUCUGCUCCUCUUC
Molecule: messenger RNA, 810 nt
Organism: Pelmatolapia mariae (spotted tilapia)
Lineage: Eukaryota; Metazoa; Chordata; Actinopteri; Cichliformes; Cichlidae
Exons: 9
Coding region: 10-687 (225 amino acids)
Source: RefSeq, a predicted model, not a curated record